AUGUCGUCUGUGGAUGAUUCAGAUCAACUCCUUCAGAAGCACGACUGCGCCCCGCCCCUUAUGCCCGAGAAGGACACGAGCGAAGAGGGCGCAGGAAACCCAACUGAGCCUUCAGAAAUGGAUGAUGAAGGCAGCGUGGACGAGAACGGCGUCACCACACUUAUGAAGGCAGCCAGCAGAAACGACGUGGACGCGGUGAAGCGCUACAUCCCUUAUCAGGCAAGGAUGGUGGCGAGGUUUGUCAAGGCAGGGAGAGUAGAGAUACGCGAAGGAACGGCACUGAUGAUCGCCGCGGUGCUUGGACACGUUGAGGCGGUGAAGCUGCUGAUGAAGCACGAGCGUUGCAUGAGGAGCAGCAAUGAGUACACGGCCCUCAUGUGGGCGGCAGCAAAUGGUCGCGCUGAGGUCGUGAGGCUACUCAUGGAGGUUGAGGGUGGCAUGCAGCAGGGCAAGGGCUGGACUGCUCUCGUCAGUGCAGCAUACUUUGGUCGUCUGGACUGUGUCAAGUUACUGCUGGAGAAGGAGAGGGACAUAGGCGGCUGGCCUGCUCUUUGCGUAGCUGAUAUGGAGGGUCAUUCCGAGGUGGUGUCUCUUCUCGAGAGUGAGGGUAUUGGACUGGAGGAGCCCUGUCUACGGAUGUCGCCCAGAAAGGCCGUGAGUGAACGCGCCUAA
Molecule: messenger RNA, 672 nt
Organism: Giardia duodenalis
Lineage: Eukaryota; Fornicata; Diplomonadida; Hexamitidae
Product: Ankyrin repeat protein 1
Exons: 1
Coding region: 1-672 (223 amino acids)
Molecular function (GO): protein binding
Source: RefSeq, a predicted model, not a curated record